CUCUUCUUCUCCUGUACUCUCUUCUGGUUUCCUGAACCGUCCCUGGCUGAUGAGAUAGGCCGUCUCUUUUUUUUCUUUUCUUCCCCCCCCUCUCUUCCUUUUGACGUCUACCGGAUAGUCGAUGGGCCUAAAGAAUAUCUGGACUUUUUCUCGUGCACCCGGCUUCCUUGAUCGCAACGUCUUCCUCGCCAUUCUAUUGCCUAAAAGCAUUCCUCUUUCUCCUUGCUGUCGCUUAAACCGACAAUCGUUACGCCACUUCUAUUCUCCCUCCCUCAGAAUGGAGGAAUCUUCUCAACCGCGGAUUUCCGACGAUCACGUCCAAUAUGAUGGCAAAGAAUACAGAGCAGUGAAAGAGGGACUGGCUUUCAUCUUGAACGCACCCGCAGAGGAUGCAGCCUCCAAGGGGACAAAAAAAGAUCUCAAGGUUGAUGAUGAGGCCCAGUCCGUGUUCUAUAACCCGAUACAACAGUUUAAUCGCGAUCUGAGCGUGCUUGCAAUUAAGGCCUACGGCGAACACGUGCUGGCCUCGAGGAAACAAAGGGCCGACAAGAGGAGGCAGAAAGAGACACGGGAUUGCGGCGCAAAUGGGAAAAAGCGAAAGAGGGACGACCCAGAUACCGAAGGCCCUACCAGCAAAGAGGACCUGCCGGACUCGGGGACGCACGCGGGCCCAAGUAACUCGCCGUCAUUUACGAUUCUAGAUGCGCUCUCGGCCACCGGCUUACGAGCACUUCGAUAUGCCUCGGAAAUUCCUUUUACCACCCGGGUGGUUGCCAAUGAUCUGUCGCCUUCCGCCAUCGAGGCCAUGAAGACCAAUAUCGAGUACAAUGGGCUAGGAAAGCUUAUCCAGCCAAACAUUGGCGAUGCUCGGGCUUAUAUGUAUAACAUACCCCACGCGACCAGCAUGCAGAACAAUGCAUCACCCUCUGGUAGGUUCGACGUCAUCGAUCUUGACCCCUACGGCACGGCUGCGCCCUUCAUGGAUGCGGCGGUCCAGGGAGUGAAGGACGGAGGGUUACUCUGCGUGACCUGCACCGAUGCUGCCGUGUGGGCUUCAAACGGAUACCCAGAGAAAUGCUUUGCCUUAUAUGGCGGCGUGCCGUCAAAGGGUUCGCAUUCCCAUGAGGCUGGGUUGCGCCUGAUCCUCCACGGACUGGCGACGUCUGCUGCCAGAUAUGGGCUAUCAAUCGAGCCGCUCUUGUCCUUAUCGAUUGAUUUCUACGCUAGGGUUUUUGUUCGGGUUCAUCGCUCUCCGGCCGAGGUAAAGUUUGCUUCGGGAAACACGAUGUUGGUUUUCAAUUGCGAUUCGGGGUGCGGGGCUUGGUCAACACAGCCUUUAACCCAGACGAAACAGAAACUCGAUAGAAAAGGGAACCCUUUCUACCACUAUGGGUUUGCACAGGGGCCGGUUGCAGGGACUCACUGUGAACAUUGUGGGUCCAAGACACAUGUGGGCGGGCCAAUGUGGGCCGGACCUCUUCACAACCCCCAGUACAUCCAGAAGAUUCUUGACAUGCUUCCUGGUGCCAAUACAGAAACAUACCAAACCUUGGGCCGGCUUGAAGGCAUGCUAAUCACAGCCCUCGAGGAGGACCUGAGUCUCAGCGAUUCCGCGGAAAGUUUGUCUCCAGAGCCUGCCGAUGCCAAUAGUACCGACUCACCGCAAGAGCACCCAGUGGCUAUCGUCGCCCGAAUGGAUCCAGCUCUCCGCGAACCGCACCCCUUCUAUUUCAACCUCAAUGUUCUGGCAAAGGUCCUGCACACGUCAACUGUUCCAUACGACGCCUUCUGCGGGGCGCUUCGACAUAUGGGCUAUCGGACCACUCGUAGUCAUGCGAAACCUAACACAGUGCGCACUGAUGCCCCUUGGACCAUCAUCUGGGAAGUCAUGAGAGAAUGGGUGAGACAAAAGUCUCCCAUCAAGGAGGGUGCCCUCAAACCUGGGAGUGCUGGUGCAACCAUUAUGGCCAAGAGUCGAGAGAUCCCGCAGAGCGCUGAUCAAGAUCAGCUGUUAGAUCUUUUCAAACGAGAAGUCCUUUCCGCUGCUGAGGGCGGGAAAGAUAUAUCCGACUUGGUAACCAGGGUGGAGGCUGCAUUGUAUCGCUUAGGAUCUCGACAGCCACAGAAGGAUUCGGCAGAGACAACUGGAGAAGUAGACCCGCGAACGUCGCCAAACAAAGCAGCGCCGGUGAUCUUCGACGAAGGCUUGGCUAAAAAAGCAUCUGGUAGAAAGCGGCUAGUUAGAUACCAGAUCAAUCCUCGGGCCAAUUGGGGUCCUCUGAACCGGGCAUCUGGUGGUGGUCGAAGAUAAAGCAAAAAAGAAAGAUAGAAAGGAUAAGGGCCGGGAUAGAAGUCUUCUGUUGUUACUGACGAUGUAUCUAGACAAGCGGCUUCUUUCUUUGCCAUCUUCCAUGCAACCGAGGGUGUCUUAGAACUCCUAGUUCCAUAGACCCAAAUCUGCAAGGCGUAGAAAGCAAACUUGUAUACAAGGUCAUGUUAAUCAAACAAGG
Molecule: messenger RNA, 2510 nt
Organism: Aspergillus steynii IBT 23096
Lineage: Eukaryota; Fungi; Ascomycota; Eurotiomycetes; Eurotiales; Aspergillaceae
Product: tRNA (guanine26-N2)-dimethyltransferase
Exons: 1
Coding region: 278-2311 (677 amino acids)
Biological process (GO): tRNA N2-guanine methylation
Cellular component (GO): nucleus
Molecular function (GO): RNA binding
Source: RefSeq, a predicted model, not a curated record